Messenger RNA from Macadamia integrifolia, 733 nucleotides. RefSeq names its product pathogenesis-related genes transcriptional activator PTI5-like. NCBI's taxonomy places the organism in Eukaryota, Viridiplantae, Streptophyta, Magnoliopsida, Proteales, Proteaceae. Gene Ontology annotation, molecular function: DNA binding; DNA-binding transcription factor activity. Gene Ontology annotation, biological process: ethylene-activated signaling pathway; regulation of DNA-templated transcription. The record is from RefSeq and is a predicted model, not a curated record. The coding region runs from base 4 to 615 and encodes 203 amino acids. The transcript has a single exon.
UUCAUGACUGGAAUUGAUCAUCAGUUACCUCUUUUCACUGAGUUACCUCUCAAUGAGAGUGAUUCACUAGAUAUGGUCUUAUGUGAAGUCCUAAAUGAGGCCAUGGCUAUCACCAAUCCAAGGCUUCCUUCCAUAGACACAACACUCCACCACAAUCACGCUGGCUUAGAACCGAGUGGGCGCGUCGGAAAGAAGCAUUAUAGAGGCGUAAGACGCCGGCCGUGGGGGAAAUAUGCCGCUGAAAUCCGUGACUCGUCAAGACACGGCGCGCGUUUAUGGCUUGGCACGUUUGAUACUGCAGAGGCUGCUGCUUUGGCUUAUGACAGGGCUGCUUUUAAGAUGAGGGGUGCUAAGGCACUAUUGAAUUUCCCAGCUGAGGUUGCUGCUGCUGCUGCUGCCAACUCUGUAGAGCAAGGAGUGAAUCCUGACUCCAACUCCAACUCUAACUCUAUCAUCCAUAGAAUGAAUACUGGUGGGAUCAAAUCAGAAUCAGAGAACUCUUCUUCAGUUGUGGAAUUGCAGGAUUUGGGGUCAGAUUACUUGGAGGAUUUGUUGUCUCAGAUGGAUUAUCCAUCCUCUUCCUCUUCUUCUAGUUCAUGUAAUGUUGUAACAUAAUGAAACAUAUGUAAUAUACUUUUUCUAUGAAAGUAAAAAUAAAAAUAGAGAGAUUAAUUAAAGGUUAGUCUCUCUAAGGGUGUUUUAUCUUGUCUAUAAGAGCACUAGUUGUGAUGAA